GGUGCACAGACCUGAUUAGUUGAUUGCAGAGCAGGCUCAGCUCUGGAUCGUUCCUGUUGAAGACAGCUGCAGAGCCACUGUUCCCCACCGUUUCUUUUCUCUUCUUUUAUAGGUACCUUCACGUGAUCAUCCGUUGCUGUCUCCUCCAAUCAAGUUUCUCCAGUGGUGGCCCCUGCCAGUACCAUCCCUAUCUGAAUCCAGGGUGUAAGAGUGCUGCUGGACAUAAUUAUCCCAUCUGCUUUUAUGUGAGAGAUUCCUGCAUGGCUGAUGAUGGACGUGGACCAGGGUCCCACGAGCGAGAACAUAAUAACCAUCACUUUGGAAGUGGUUCAUCUGCUGACCGGAGAGGAUUACACAGUUGUAAAGAAGUUUGGAGAUCAUGUGACACCCAGUGAUACAAGAGAACUGAGAAGGACUCAGACCUCGAUCAUGUUGCCAUCAUCUUCAUCUCAGACUCCGAUGCCAGAGGGAACGAAUGACUGGAAGAUCUUAGAACUCACCAACAGGAUCAUUCAUCUUCUCACUGGAGAGGUCUGGAAGUAUGUAGGUCAUUCAUCUCUCCACAGUGACAAUGUAAUGAAGCAGCACCAACAAAUUACACCUCUAGAAUUGCCAGACAGUUUUCAAGCUAAUCAUGUUGCUACAGAGGUUAAAGAAGAAUCCAUGACCUGUAAAGAUGGCAUUAAUGUAGAGAUUAAUGCAGAAAUGUACUCACUAACACAAGACACCAACGGCCACAUUGAGGAAGGUACAAAUACUUGUAAAGAAAAGACUAUCAUGGACAGUGAUGCCUGUGCACCUACAAAGCUCAUGUGCAACCAAGGGGCGCUUAACAUUAAAGAAGAAGUGGUUCCAACCAUCAGUCAGGCACAGAAUUUACCGAACAGUAUUAACCAAGAAUCUGAUUCAGAUAAAGCCUCUAAAAUGUGUCCAGCUGCAGAUCACACACUACAGUAUUCAUCCCCUCAUAUUAAGGAGGAGUCUGUUUUAUUUCAGGAAAGAAAUGCUGUGGAUACAGAAUUGUCUACCAUAGCCCACGCUCCACAGUAUCCGUCUGUCCACAUUAAGCAGGAGUUUGUUCCUUGUCAUGAAAUUGACUCCACGGACACCUUUACACAAAUAGAUUAUCUGAUACCUUACACUGAUGAAUGUAGUGGAGAAGACAGCGAUUCACCAAGAGCAAAUGACAGUUCCUCAGCUGCAGCCAUGGAAAACGAUGGACGAUUUUAUAAAAAGUCCGUCUCCAGAUCUGAGCAAUCAAAAAAUACCACAGAGAAAAGCUACAAAUGCUCGGAGUGUCAAAAAUGUUUCACAAGAAAUGCAGAUUUGGUAAAACACCAAAGGGUUCAUGUACAGUCGCAGUCAAUUAUAUGUUCAGACUGUGGAAAAACCUUUGCCAAGAAUUCCAUGUAUGUAAGGCACCAGAGGAUUCACACGGGGGAGAAGCCAUUCUCUUGUUCAGAAUGUGGGAAGAGUUUCUCCGUCAGUGCCCACCUUAUCACGCAUCAGCGAAUUCACACCGGGGAGAAGCCUUUUGCGUGUUCUGACUGUGGGAGGUCGUUUAACCAGAAGGCUUCCCUCAUCAAGCAUCGCAGGACUCACACGGGAGAGAAACCAUUUGUUUGUGCCGACUGUGGCAAAUGUUUCACAAGUAGCACAAACCUCACGCUGCACCAGCGCGUUCACACCGGGGAAAAGCCUUAUUCUUGCUCUGUGUGUGGCAAAUGUUUUAGAAGUAGCCCCAAUCUUAUUUCCCACCAGAGGAUCCACACCGGGGAGAAACCAUACUCAUGUUCAGAAUGUGGCAAGCUUUUUACUAAUAGCUCGGUACUGGUUAGACAUCAUAGGACACACACAGGAGAGAAGCCGUUUUUAUGUUCUGAGUGCGGGAAGUCUUUUACCCGAAACUCACAACUUAUAAAACAUCAGAUGAUCCAUGCUGGACAGAGGCCCUAUUCCUGUCCUGAAUGUGGGAAACUGUUUAAGAAGAACUCAAGUCUUUCUUUGCAUAUGAGAAUUCACAGUGAUGAGCGACCAUUUUCAUGUUUAGAAUGCGGGAAAUGCUUUACCCAGAACUCAAUUCUCGUUGAACAUCAGAGAAUUCACACAGGGGAGAAACCAUUCUCCUGUUCAGAUUGUGGAAAAUAUUUUGCCCAGAGGUCAGCUCUUGUUAAACAUGAGAGAAGUCAUACUGGGGAGAAGCCAUUUGCAUGUUUGGACUGUUGGAAAUGUUUUACACGUAAAGAUCAUCUUGAGAGACAUCAAAGAAUUCACAGAGAUGAACGGCCAUUUUCCUGUUCUGAAUGCGGGAAAAGUUUUACUCGGAUAUCCGUUCUUGUUGCACAUCAGAGGAUUCAUACAGGAGAGAAACCGUUUUCUUGUUCACAAUGUGGGAAAUGUUUUACCUAUAAAUCUGUUCUUAUUGAACAUGAGAAAACCCACACAGGCGAGAAACCAUUUUCUUGUUCAGAAUGUGGGAAAAGUUUUGCCCAGAAAUCAACUCUCAUUGCACAUCAGCGAAUUCACACAGGUGAAAAGCCAUUCUCGUGUUCAGAAUGUGGGAAGUGUUUUACUCUGAAAUCAGGUUUGGUUAGACAUCAGAGAACUCACACUGAGGAGAAACCAUUUUUUUGCUCAGAAUGUGGAAAAAGUUUUAGUAUAAAGUCAGAUGACAUCAUACAUCAUCGAAUGUACACAGGGGAAAACGAUCUUAAAGAGCAACUAGUAAAAUGCUAUCUUUGUAUGUUUUUGCCUAAAGCAGUGCAAUAAAAAUAUUUUGGCACCGUG
Messenger RNA from Bufo gargarizans (Asiatic toad), 2787 nucleotides. Its product is annotated as oocyte zinc finger protein XlCOF6-like. The record is from RefSeq and is a predicted model, not a curated record. Gene Ontology annotation, molecular function: DNA-binding transcription factor activity; RNA polymerase II cis-regulatory region sequence-specific DNA binding. The coding region runs from base 268 to 2769 and encodes 833 amino acids. Gene Ontology annotation, biological process: regulation of transcription by RNA polymerase II. The transcript is spliced from 7 exons. Lineage: Eukaryota; Metazoa; Chordata; Amphibia; Anura; Bufonidae.